AUGUUUCUGCUAUUCCUCCAAACCCUGGCCUUGGCCUACGUGGCCUGGAGCUUGGUAGCGAUGGAGAUCAACUAUCGCCGCGCGUGCACCAUGGGGAUUCCUCUCGUGAGACUCUGUAUCGACCCCCAAAACCUCCUUUGGGUCCUGAUUGAGCCCCAUCUCUGGCCCUGGCUCGAUCGACUUCCCAUCCACUGGGGUAAUUUUGGUCGCUAUUCGCGGCGCGGAUGGUACUUUGCUGACCGGGGCGAGUCACAUCGCCGCUAUGGUCCAAUCUGGGCGCUGGUCACUCCCAAGGAAAUUUACAUCAAUGUCGCUGACUCCGAAGCAAUCCAUGACAUGUUCCAACGACGGACAGAUUUUAUCCGCCCGGUUGAACAGUAUACGGUGCUCGAAGUCUAUGGACCGUGUAUCUCCACGGCCAAUUCAGCUGAUUGGCCGCGUCAUCGAAAAGUGCUAGCCACUCCCUUCAACGAGAGUAUUAUGUCCUUCGUAUGGGAGGAAAGCACUGAGCAGACCCACCAGAUGCUUGGUAUUUGGGCCUCUCCAAGCCUCGAUAAGAUCUCUAGCGUCGCAAAGGAUACCCGCACGCUCUCGUUGAAUGUCCUCGCUGCUACAGGAUUUCGCAAAUCGUAUCCCUUCCAGAGUGCUAGUGGCAGCUGCCACAAGGAACAAACUAACCCUGUAAGCUAUCGUGAUGCCCUACAGACCGUCCUCGAUAAUGCCAUCUUGUUGAUGAUUAUGCCACGGCGAUUCCUCUCGUUUUCGUUUGCUCCGCAAUCAUGGCAGCGAUUGGCCAAGGCCGCGAUAGAGUUUAAGCAGCACAUGGUGCGUAUGCUAGAUGAGGAGGUGCAGGCGUUCAACGAGGGCAAGGCUGGCUCGGGGGGUCUUAUGACAUCGUUUGUGCGCGCCAUGAAUCGUGAGGACGCAGUGGGCAAAGCCAAUGAUGUGUCGCCAAGGGGACUGACUACUGACGAGAUAUUUGGCAACAUCUUCGUGAUCAACUUUGCAGGACACGAUACCACGGCUAAUACGCUGAGUUUUGGACUCCUUCUACUGGCCGCAUACCCUAGUGUGCAAGACUGGGUUGCCGAGGAGCUCCUGUUGUUGGCAGACAUCAAGGGUCAAUAUGCUGACCUUUUCCCCAGACUCAAGCGCUGCCGAGCUGUCAUGGUAGGAAUCAAUCCGAGUCUUCUCACGAUGCACAUCGAUCCCCAGCACUGGGAAGAUCCACUGGAGUGGAAACCCUCACGAUGGGUCACAACGAGCAAGUCGGACAAGGCGACCUUGAUUGAGCACGAACAGCUUAUCACUCCGGUGCGGUGCACGUACUUCCCCUGGUCGGACGGGCCACAGAACUGCCCAGGCAAUAAAUUCUCGCAGGUAGAGUUUGUAGCGGUCAUGGCGAGUCUUUUCCGAAAUCACCGGAUCAGUCCCGUUGCCAACGCGGGAGAGACAUUCGAGCAGACGCGCGAGAGGGUACUGGCCACCACGAGGGAUGUUGAUCUGCAACUGCUUCUACGGAUGAAGGAUGCAGAGCAGGUACACUUGAGGUGCCGGCGAGUCUAG
Messenger RNA from Aspergillus nomiae NRRL 13137, 1566 nucleotides. RefSeq names its product cytochrome P450. Gene Ontology annotation, molecular function: iron ion binding; heme binding; monooxygenase activity. The transcript has 3 exons. NCBI's taxonomy places the organism in Eukaryota, Fungi, Ascomycota, Eurotiomycetes, Eurotiales, Aspergillaceae. Bases 1 to 1566 code for a protein of 521 amino acids. The record is from RefSeq and is a predicted model, not a curated record.